Molecule: messenger RNA, 1617 nt
Organism: Ciona intestinalis (vase tunicate)
Lineage: Eukaryota; Metazoa; Chordata; Ascidiacea; Phlebobranchia; Cionidae
Source: RefSeq, a predicted model, not a curated record
AGCCAGAUAGCAGAUAGCAUGUGAUGACAAAGCUUUUAAUUGAACGAAUAUGAAGCUUUGGUUUAUAUUGCUGUCUAUGUUUGGCUACUGUCUUGUGGAUACUAGAGUCACAACAGCAGCUUCCCCCAAUAUUCCGCCAUUCCCGCUCCCACUAAGUACUGAAGAUAGAAAAGAAUUUGUUUGUCGUCCACAGCGUAAAAUACAUGUUCAAGGAGACGCUAAUGAGCUUCCUGAUUGGUUGAUCAGACGUUACGGAGUUGCAUUGGAAUACAACAACGCAAGGAGAUCAUGUUGUUUGUUGGAUGUUGAUGUGAUGGUGUUAAGGUCGUGUGUGGAUGGGAAUCGACGUUCUGCCCUUGACACUUUCUGCAACGGCGAGGUAUCACGUGAUCCAGAUCGACGUCAUCCUUGUUGUUAUUCGUUGUCAUCGCAACGAUAUCUUUGUUUCAAACAAUAUCAUGAUUACGUCACGACAGAGGGAUCUAUAGAAAGAACGCAAAGUAACAACGAAGAAACUGGCGCAUUGACCCAGCCAUACGUGGACAGGUGGUGUGUUAAACAAGCUAUAUUAGAUAUAGAUGAGACAAGUGUGGAUACGAUCAACGGGAACGGAAGAGAUUUGAGUGGAUUAAGCAAAGAUGGCGAUUAUUGCUGUCGAUUACCAGGUCGUUUCAGACUCUCGUGUUUUCAGAUGAAGAUGCAAGCUGCACAAGACGAGAGAUGUCACGUGGUUGAUGACGUUUGCUGUCACGUGACAGGUGAGGAGAGAUCCAGAUGUUUCCUGAAGAAAAAAGGAAACAAGAUGAAACAGGAGACAGGAAUUGAAACAACAGACGUCGGUUUGGAACCAAAUGAAACUUUAGAAGAAUCGAAAACUGAAAAUGACGUCACAGAAGCUGAUGACGUCACAGAGGAAGACGAUGACCUGAUAGAAGAGAAUCCAGAAGAGAGCGAUUAUUUUCUGGAAGAGAAUCGCGAUGAUGCCGAAGAGAACAUUGAAGAGAAUAAUGACGUCAUAGAAGAGACUUCUCGCGACAGAAACGAGAGGGUUCGUUUCACGAAAGAGCAUAGUGACGUCACAAGAGAGAACAAUACGACAGCAGAAGACAGCGAAGAUUCUAUCGAACAAGAGAACGAGAAUCUCUUUAUUGUCGAAGAGAAGAAAAGCGAGAAUUCAACCGAGCAAGAGAAUUAUGACGUCAUAGAAGAGAACAGUGGAGGGGGGAAUAAUGGAAACGCGAAACAUCGAAGAUUGAAACCAAAAGUUCGAAGCAAGAUUCGAAAUAAUGGGAGACCUAAGAGCGACAAAAGAAGAAGAAAUCGAUUGAAGGCAGCCACCAUGUUACGAAGGUGUUGCCAGUCAGGUAGAAAUCAACACAACAACAACACCUGUACCAUAGGAACGGCGAUAGAAUAUACAAGUUCAAUGAAGAUAAUAGGAAGAAGACAAAGAUGCGCCAUAGCUUACUACCGAUGCUGCAAACAGGCGCUGGAAAAAACAGUGACGUCACAGGCCCCAUAACGUCACCACGACGUCAUUACGAACUAAAUCUGAUUUUUUCGUUUGUGAAAACAAUGUUCACUACAGUUCCAAAUAAACAGAGUAUUAAUAUGGAA